UUCUCAAUCUCUGGUCAUCUUUCACAGUCUAUCAAUAAUUGUAGUCGAAGUUCCUGUUCGACUAUAUCCAUGUUGUGAUACAAUUUUAUUUUAACAUAUUCAAAUCAGUACGAAGUUUGCGCUAAACCAUGUCUAAAGAGCAAGGAUUUGUAGGUGACAAAGAAUUGUUUGAAUCGAGACUUUGCAGACUCAUGGAAUAUCAAAUACAGCAAACUCAGCAUCAGUUAGAGAUGUACCAGGCACAAUAUCAACGUCAGAUAGGGGAGUUAACUUCUAGUAUAAUCAAACUUAUACAAACACUUGAAAUAAAUGCUAGAAUUGUUGAUAACGAUGGUAAUGAUGAUACUCGACUUAAGGUUGAAGUUAAUAGUCCACAGAAAUCAGUUGAUGCCGUACCACCACUGCCACAGCCAGAUUGCAUAGGUACACCUCGGGAAAAUGAGCAGGAACCUGGUCAUCAAGAUAUAUAUGGUGACAACCAAAGUACUUUUGAGGAAAUUGAAGAAGAAAUUACUAUUGAAGAGGAAACGGAUCCUUGCCUGUUAGAACAAGCGAUGUCUAAUGUUGAACUUCAACCACAACAACCGCGCCUUAGUGACUUCACUGGGAUUCCAUCGGUGGAUUCUCCCACAGUUCAGCUUAAUUCUACCAAGAGAAAUUUCUAUCUUCCUGGAUGCUUGCCACUCUAUAACUUCUCCAGGGAAGGUAAAUGGGAAAAGGCUAAAGUGUUAUUGACGAAGCAGCCGGAAUUACUAAAAUCGGUGAUAACAACUGCGUCAGAUACCGCACUACUUGUAGCUGCAAAAAAUAAACAAUGGACGUUUGUUGAAGAAAUCCUGAAGAUUAUGCCACCGGAUGCUCUUGAAUUAAAGGAUAACGUUUAUGGUAACACUGUACUUCACAUUGCAGCAAGAGAAGGAAACAAGAAUGUUGCUAAGGCUAUAGUGGAUAAGAACCGUAAUGUGACACAGAUACGUGAUAAAUACCAAAAAGUACCACUUCUAACUGCUGCAUUGUUUGUUUCACCUGGACAAAAGGAUACUAUUGAGUAUCUAUGCACCGUUACUGAAAACAAGGACCCAAGUCCCUUUUCUGGCCCUGAUGGUGCUUCACUGAUAUGCAAUAUACUUGAUGCUCAUUACUAUGAUAUUGCAUCGUACCUCUUCCAACGGUAUCCCGAUUUGUGCUACAGAAGAAAACAAAAAACAGCAGGAUGUGGCCAUUAG
Molecule: messenger RNA, 1226 nt
Organism: Papaver somniferum (opium poppy)
Lineage: Eukaryota; Viridiplantae; Streptophyta; Magnoliopsida; Ranunculales; Papaveraceae
Exons: 3
Coding region: 129-1226 (365 amino acids)
Molecular function (GO): protein binding
Source: RefSeq, a predicted model, not a curated record